This is a messenger RNA of Pectinophora gossypiella (pink bollworm), 2846 nucleotides long. RefSeq lists its product as uncharacterized. Bases 210 to 2639 code for a protein of 809 amino acids. Gene Ontology annotation, molecular function: protein binding. The transcript has 11 exons. The record is from RefSeq and is a predicted model, not a curated record. Lineage: Eukaryota; Metazoa; Arthropoda; Insecta; Lepidoptera; Gelechiidae.
UCCGCUAUCGGCGCCCGCGUCGCGACAACGUCUCACUCUUACCGUCACACGCUACGCACUACACAAACUAUACCCAGUGAACUACCGCGUGUUAUAAUUAAAACAAUAUCAUCAGUGAAAUAUUAUCUGUGAAUGUUUCAGUGUUUUAUAAACAGUGCAUGAAAGGAUUUACAGGCUUUUUAUUGAUCUGAUGGUGGAGGGGGGGCGCCAUGUCGGCGGUGAUGAGCACGCUGUCCAUCAUCAGCGGCGGCCGCCGCGCGCACCGCAAGCUCGCCAGCAGCGCUCGCAAGUCGGGGCAGUUCUCGGACGUGGGCGAGGAGCGCGCGCGCAGCCAGCAGGACCUGCGCCAGCAGCGCUCCGCUUCGCUACAAACCCUGGAGACUGGCGGCGUCGGCAACCUUGAAACCCUGGAGGCCAAGAUGGCGAGUAUAGAAGUGUCACUGGCGGGGUCGCGGCGGAGGAGCGCGGGCGCACGUGACGUCACUCGCGAGUUCGACGCGCUGCGCAACGCGCUCACUGACAAGGAUGUGCUUAUACAGAGCCUCAAGAAGCAGCUGAGCGCAUCUCUAAGCGCGGCGCGUCUAGCUGCGCAGGCGUCGUGUCCACCGCGCAGUGCGCGCGAGGAGGGUGCGCCUACGCUGUCAGCCGACGAGCGGCGCGCGCUCGAGGACCGCGCCGCCAGCGUACGCGCCGACCUCGACGCACGCAGGAACAACAUACAGGAGCUGCGCCGUCGCCUCGAGAAGACACACGUCACUGACAACAUCGACACGCGCAUCCAGCAGGCGGAGCUGCAGUACAAGCUGGGCCGCGAGGAGCUGGAGCUGCUGUCGCUGGGCGAGCAGGCGCGCGCGCUCGCGCAGCUCAUCGAGCAGGCCGACGCCGCCGCCAAACGCGCCGACACGCCCACGCUCUACAGUACAGUGCGCGAGUGCGGCGGCACCGCGACGCUGGUGGCGGCGGAGGCGCGCGAGGGCGCAUGGGGCGCCGGCGUGCGCGCAGCCGGCGUGCUCGUCGAGUGGCCCGGCGACCACCCCGCGCUCAGGCCCGGGGACAGACUGGUGGAAGUAAACGGUACGUCCCUGGUGGCGUGCCGCAGUCAGGAAGAGCUGCAGCGCGCAGUCGCCGCCGCCAACCCCGCGCGGCUCGUACUCAUCAGGGGACAGGCGCAGCCGCCCCUGCAGACCUUCUCGCAGAACGAGGCAGCAUCUCUCCGAUCAGAGCUGGGCGCGCUGCGAUCGGCGGCGGAAGAGGCGGAGCGCGCCAAGGAAGGCCUACGCUGCGACAACACGCGGCUCACGCACCGCAUCUCCUACCUCGAGGAGCAGGUCGCUGAACUCCUCGCACACCACACACAGCUGCAUUCUGUCAACAGCAACGAUAGCAGCUGCAUAACAGUCAACAAGACCAAAAAGAAUGUCACCAACAUCAACAUCACGUCAGAACCACAAACUAAACCCAGCCCCAAGUCUGAAGUGCAGGUGUUCCAGAAAGGACCAGAUAUUACUGCGAUAGUAGCCAAGUUGCCGGGACUAGAUGGAGCCGAGGCCAACCUACCGGUGAUGAGGCCGCGGUCCAACGCGUCGGGCGCGUCGUCCCGGGCGGCGGCGUCGCCCCGCGCCUCCCCGGCGCCGCACCACCGCUCCCACAGCUCGCACGGCGGGGAGCACCGCGCCGGCCGCAUGCGACACUCGCUCUCCCACCACUGCAUCCACGCCGCCGGCGACUACAGCGCCGAGACCGACGCCGCCAUCCGUAUGAUCGAGCGAAACCAAAGACACAUGGAGAAGCAACGCCUCAAGAACGAGCGACUCGGCCGCACUAAAGGGGAAGACUUCUUCAGAUCAGACAGCGAGGGCGACGUCAGAGACUCGCACUCGAGCGUCUGCGACCCGCGGCAUUAUGAAAUCAAAAAAGCCGCCGACCGGAUAGAGGAGAGCAUCAAGAAGACCAACUGGGCGGAGAGGAAGACGCUGUCGAUCAUCGAACAGCUCAAACGCUCCCAACGUCUCCGGAAGCUCAAAAAGAACGAGAGCGCCGAAGAUAUUCAAGUGGAGACCGAGAAGCAUUACCUGUACCACAGAAUAGACGGCAAGGUCCUCGAGAACGCUCACAAGUCGAGCAGGAGGACGUCAAAACUACACUCACGAAGCGCCAAGUCCUCGGAGUUCGAAUCGGAAUGUUCAGACUUUCCUAACGGGGACAUGUACAGCAGUUCGCCGAGAAUAGACUACGGCUCGGAGACAUCGAGGAUGAGUCACUACAAGAAGAACGAGGACAGACGAGACGGGGACGGCAAGUCGCGGCCGACGCCGCCGCGGAAGCCGCUGCGGCUGUCGCUGCACAAAGCUAGGAGUGCACACUCCCUGAUGAACGGCAGCGAGUCGGAGACGCCGAGCAGGCCGGCGUCGGAGGCGACGCGCAGCGGCGAGCACGAGCCGCACGGCAAGCGGCCCGUGAAGCGCACGCACGCGGCCGACAAGGGCGCGCGCGAGCGGCCGCGCGCCGAGCCCGGCGCCCGCGCCACGCCGCGGCCCGCGCGCAAGCUGCUCAACGGGCUCAGCGCCGCCGCGCCCGCCGCCGACCACCUCUACCCCGACCACGCGCCCGCCCGCGCCAACGGACACAAGUGGUGCUAGCGCGCCCCGAGUCAGAGGCUGCUUCUGGUAUACCAUAACUGCAGCCGGACACCCCGGUGACCCUGAUGUAAUAUAACGGUAUUUUGUAAAUACGUAAUAUAUGAGCACCCACCGCGUAAAUACUCACAUUGUAUAAACUACAUAAUUUAUAACGGCAUUAUAUCACUUAGAAAUAGUACGCAGUUAAGAAAUAAAAUAAGAAUUAAA